Messenger RNA from Grosmannia clavigera kw1407, 1575 nucleotides. RefSeq names its product zip metal ion transporter. Gene Ontology annotation, biological process: zinc ion transmembrane transport. The transcript is spliced from 3 exons. The record is from RefSeq and is a predicted model, not a curated record. Gene Ontology annotation, molecular function: zinc ion transmembrane transporter activity. Gene Ontology annotation, cellular component: membrane. Lineage: Eukaryota; Fungi; Ascomycota; Sordariomycetes; Ophiostomatales; Ophiostomataceae. The coding region runs from base 1 to 1575 and encodes 524 amino acids.
AUGGUUUUUGUUGUCCGUGCCGUGCCGGACGAUCGGCGCGGCUGGAUCCUGUGUGUUGUCAGCGCGAUAGCAUGUAUCUUCGGUGCCUGCUUCAUCUGCGUUGACGUCUUUGUGCGUCUCCUUCCUGGCCAGAAGGACUUUCGCAUCGAGGACAGCAAUGCGUUUCUGGCCAGCUCUCUGAGCCUCAGUUUUGGCGUCAUGAUAUUUUCGGCCCUCUUCAGCAUGCUGCCAUCCUCCAAGCGCUACCUCAUCGCCGACGGCGUCCCCAAGCAGCGGGCCGGCCUCUUGAUGAUGGCUGCCUUUGUCGUCGGCUUUGUGGGCAUCCAGGUGGUGUCCCGGAUCAUCCACCGGUUCAUGCCUUCGCACGUGGUUGACUGCGACCACUCGCACGAGGACGACGGCGCAGACGAGAACGGGCACGAUCACAGCCACAAGAAAGGCCACAAGAACGGCCACCCGUCGUCCCUUCGGCGAUCCUCUGGCCACACCGGGGCCGACGGUGGCUCUGACAUGACCGAGUCCACACCGCUGCUGUUGGCGGCCAGCAACGGUCACGUGACAUCUUCCUCAGACGAGUUUCCCGCGACGCUCAGUCUGUCACGACAGCACAGCCAGCCGCUGCCGCGGCCGGCGGCGAUCCGACGGCAAUCGAUGAAGGAGGUGGUGCGCGAUCGACUGGUGUCGUUUGUCAAGGACACGAAGACCAACUGCGACGAGUUUGGGCCGUGCUACGGCUAUUCGGAUCCGUGCGGCCAGGAGUGCAAGACACAUCUAGCGACGCGCGUGCCUGCGCCGCUGCGUGAGGUGACGUCGUCUCUGCAUCGGACGCCAUGGAGCCUCUCUUCGGAGAACGUGACGGUGCUGCCAGUGUCGAUCGAGGAGCGAAGCAGCAUCGAGGACGCCGGCAGCUCAUCCGGGAUGGCUGGGCCGGCAGAGCUGUCGACCGGCACAGACACGGCGUCCAUUGCGGGCUCCAAAGACGGAGCCGACGAGAGCAGACAGGAUGCGAGCAGCCAGCAGGCGCCACCCGAUGCGGACACCGAUCUCGAGGCUGCAGCUGCACCGCCGCAUCACCACCACGUGCCGACCAACGCGUUCCUGUCGAUCGGCGUGCAGACAGUGCUCGCGAUCGGGCUGCAUAAGUUUCCCGAAGGCUUCAUCAUGUUUGCGACGAACCACGCGAACCCGGCGCUGGGGCUGAACGUGUUCCUGGCGCUGCUGGUGCACAACGUGGCCGAGGGCUUUGCCAUGGCCCUGCCGCUGUACAUGGCUCUGGGCAGCCGUCUGCGGGCGAUCGCGUGGGCGUCGGCACUGGGCGGCUUGAGCCAGCCGCUGGGUGCCGGCGUGGCCGCCAUCUGGCUGUGGUAUCUCGGUCGGGGCGACAGCGACAAUGACAAAAACAGCCAGGGCACCGCCUACGGACUGCUCUUUGGCGUGACAGCCGGCAUCAUGGUGGCCGUGGCGCUGCAGCUCUUUGUCGAGGGCCUGAUGCUGCACCACAACCGGCAGCUCUGCAUCGGCUUCGGCUUCGUCGGGAUGCUGCUGCUGGGGCUCAGCAACGCGCUGGUGAAGUGA